This is a messenger RNA of Naegleria fowleri, 480 nucleotides long. RefSeq lists its product as uncharacterized. The record is from RefSeq and is a predicted model, not a curated record. The transcript has a single exon. NCBI's taxonomy places the organism in Eukaryota, Heterolobosea, Eutetramitea, Acrasida, Naegleriidae. The coding region runs from base 1 to 480 and encodes 159 amino acids.
AUGCUUUUAAGAAAAGUGAUGAACACUCCUAUAAAGAAGAUCAUUUUGCAAAUCGGUUUUUUGGAUGCCACAGGACGAAUUAGAAAACUCUACGGAGCUUAUAGUCCAAAAGUCGAAGAUAGUGCCUUUAUGACGCUCAUGAAAGAUGAAAUAGAAACAUCUAUAGAAGGUGCUGUUAUGCUUGGUGAUUGUGGAUACGAAUCUAUUGUCAGCAAGUUCAGAAAAAUCAAAAUUGUCACCCCAAAAUCAAAACCAAAAGGAAGACCGGCAAAAGACGGAAGAGGAAUCAAGAAGUUGACGCAAAAACAACAAGCUCAAAAUAACUUGCUAAAAUCAUUAAGAUCGAGAGUGGAAUGUCCGUUCGGUCAAAUUAAGCUGAAGUGGAAAUCUUUGUCAUCUUGUUUCACUGAAGACGACACUCAACAUAGAUACGUAGUCAAGAUGGCAGUCGCAAUUAGAAACUUUCAGAUCAGAAAAUAG